This is a messenger RNA of Aspergillus japonicus CBS 114.51, 1358 nucleotides long. Its product is annotated as zinc finger protein. The transcript has a single exon. The record is from RefSeq and is a predicted model, not a curated record. NCBI's taxonomy places the organism in Eukaryota, Fungi, Ascomycota, Eurotiomycetes, Eurotiales, Aspergillaceae. The coding region runs from base 217 to 1242 and encodes 341 amino acids.
CGAAGUCAUUGGAUGAAUGAGGAUUCUGUCAGGCCAGUUUGGUCUGCUUACCGUGGCCCGGAUUUGACUUCCGAUCACUUCCAAGUCACAUAAUGAAGCAACUAUAAGAUAUGACGCGCGAAGUGGUCAUCCCGUGACUCAGGCCUCACCUCUUGAUACCAGUCUCAAAACCAAACUCUUGUUCUUCUUACAAUCACUCCAAAUAUUUUAGACACCAUGACUAUCUCCCACUACUCUGAAGACCAUUACCAAAGGAUUGGCGCCGGUUUCUGCGGCACAGUCUGGACACGAAGCCCAACAGGGUCUGCCAUCAAGCGAGAAGAUGGAGGACCCUCUCGAUCACUCGCCAACGACUUCACAAUGCACAAUCAAGCCUACGAGGCUUUCCUCAGCUUUUCAGACGCGAAGCGCAACAUGAGAAACCCACCGACGCAGCUCCAAGCGCGCAUACCUCAGUGCCACAAAUACAUCACCCCACAGGACCAGUCCUGGUGGGACACAAAUUUCCGAUGGUUCCCCGAUGGAUACACAGCCUGCAAUGCGAUCCUGUCCGAGCGAAUCCCGCCUUUUCCCGAGCACACCAGACGUCUUCUCGUGGACAGGUAUUGUCCUCCUGAGCUCCGCCAAGACAUUCACCGCAGCGCCAGCAACGAAGCCUGUCUCAUCCGACCGUACAUCGGCCGCCAGCGCACCUGCAGCACGGCGAGGAACGGCCGAUCUCGAUUCCGAGGGUUUUCCCUCCGCAACUUCCCGCUGCAUAUCGAUCAGAUGAUGGAACUGGGGAUUAGCAUCGAGGAUGUCGACUGCUACGCUGGUAUGAUGGGCGAAGCACUCUCCACAUUUCACUGGGUCGCGAGGAUGGAUGCAAACGACGUCGAGAUUGUUUUGGCUCCGAUUUCGCCAGCUGAGCGCAACAGAGCCCCGGACCACAGCAGCACCAGCAACAUUAUCAGAAAUGUCUUGGGGACACAUACCAUGUGGAUCCUGGACUUUGAUUUGUGUCACUCCAUCUCGAUGGACCGGCAGGGUGUUCAGCAAGCGGUCGAGGCUUUCUUCAAGAACGACCCCUUUUGUCCACGGCCGCACACGGCACACUGGCCUGCUUUUCGCAAUCAAUAUCUAAGUGCUGCUGGGCGGAUCGCUCGCAUCUACCAUAAGGAUGAGGUGGGUGCUAUAUACAACCUGGCUCGUCAGUUUGUCACGCUUAUAGAGGCGAGGGGUGAAUGUUCCUGCUCAAGCUGAAUGAUGAUGAUACACACCAGAAGGAAGAUGCGAUGGGCAUGGCAGGCCUUAAGUCUCCUUAAGCUCUCCCUUGGUCCGCUGGCUCAACGAAGUAAGAGAUUGGGAUCGAAUAGACC